This is a messenger RNA of Trichomonas vaginalis G3, 1281 nucleotides long. RefSeq lists its product as uncharacterized. The record is from RefSeq and is a predicted model, not a curated record. NCBI's taxonomy places the organism in Eukaryota, Parabasalia, Trichomonadida, Trichomonadidae. Bases 1 to 1281 code for a protein of 426 amino acids. The transcript has a single exon.
AUGCUUUGUUUUUUAUUGGGCCUUUCUCAGUCAGGAAAAUAUGAAUCCCUAAUUGCAAAAGCUAAACAUGAUGCAUACGAGAAACCUAGACUGUUAAGAGCAUCUGCAAAGCUUCAAGAUCUACAACCAGGUACAUAUUCUUCCAAUGGCUUUGAAUAUACAAUUCGCUAUCCAAUUACAGGUGAUUUAUCAUCAGAUGUAUUAGGGUUUGCUAUGGAAGCAUCAACAAUGGCUGUAGUUAAAAAGUCUCCGAAAAUUACAAAAUUAAACACAGUUUUUUCAGAUUCUGCACAACAACAAGUAUACAGAUUAAAAGGAGUACUCGAAUCAGAGAACGAAGUUGAUGUUUACGAGGUCGAAAACAUUGAACCAUUAGAUGUAAUUUCAAAUAUUAAAUACAACGCAUCUAAGGACUCAUUUUUCAAGAGAGACUUCAACAGUUCACUCAAAUGGAAGGAAACUCCAGAUCCUUUCUUUGAUGGUCGUCCAGAAUAUAUAAAUCCAGAAAAUGAUUACAUGAAAUUCGGUGCAGGAGCUUACAUUAACACAGAAGUAUCUCUUGAUUUCGAUCUAUCAUUGAAAAACAUCUCAAUGACCGCUCAUAUCCAAACAAAAGGCGUUUUUGGCGCAUCAAUUAAUAUUUCUCUUGCAAAUGACGCAUUUAAGAUGCCAAACACAUUCAGCAAGAAUAUUACAAUACCAAAUGGUCUUUCUUUCAGUAUCCUUGGCGUCAAUAUCGCUCUUAAAACAGAAUUUUUCUCAAUUUUAAAGUUCGACACCAACUUCUACAAUGUUCCAGAGAGUAUUGAUAUCUACCGUGGUUACAUUAUCACAAUGGACCGAACGAUAUCUAUAAUUAAUGGAAAAUUCAUUUCCCAACCAACAAAAUUUAAUUUGGAACAAGUUGGUUCGAAAUCUGAUGUUGUUGAGCUUGCAAAAUCAUUUGAUGGGUCACAUCUUAUCUUUUCUCCAUCAGCAUCCCUAGGAAUUGACAUUUCUUUGAAUGCAGGAUUGAAACAAUACAUAAGUACAUCGAUUACACUUGUUCCGAGGAUAUUUUUCGAAAUGUCAUUCAACAAGGAACAGUGUAGAGCACCUUAUCUAUACGGAUACAUUAAUCCGAGAGUAGAUUUGUUAUAUAAUUUCUCAGGCUUCAAGCCGUUGGGCUUUAAUGUGAUGGAACCCAUGGGUAAGAUAUGGAAUCUAUACGAAUUUCAUCACGACGAUGUUUGUCUUUUCGGAUCUCGUGAUAAUUCGGAAAAUCUCAAAUCGGAAUUGUAA